This is a messenger RNA of Xyrichtys novacula (pearly razorfish), 14051 nucleotides long. The record is from the annotation of a GenBank genome assembly. NCBI's taxonomy places the organism in Eukaryota, Metazoa, Chordata, Actinopteri, Labriformes, Labridae.
AUGAGUCAGGAGUCACCGGAGUCUGGUAAGAGCUACUUUCUGAACAGCUGCGUGAAAUGAGUAAGUAAUAUGUUGGAAAGCAGCUUGGAAAAAAAGACAAAUGUGUUGUGUGCUUGUUCCAGAUGGAGACUCUGCCCAGGAUGUCUCCGACUUCAACUGGGAUGACUACCUGGAGGAGACUGAAUCUGUGUCUGUGCCUCAUCACGCUUUCAAACAUGUGGGUGCUGAGUGCCUUCACAGCUGACACACGUCACUGGAUGAUUUUAUACCAACAAUGAUGAAACAUCUUUUUAAAGGCUUUGUUAAGUUUCACCACCUAGUUAGUUUGGAACGAUGGCUCGUAGUUGUAAUGUGUCGACUAGUAAAGCCCAGAGUAAUGCGUAAAUCAGGUCCUGAGCAGCAGCUUUGAAAGCAUCUUGUCAUAGGGAAAACAACAGAAUGGACACAUGAGCCGCUGCGUCACUGGGUCUACCAAAGCAUCCUUACUUGACAUUAACACAGAGUAGAAAUUGUGUCUUUCCUUUAAAUUUCUCCAAGUAUUUUUCUACAUAACUGACUGGAGAACACAACUUAAACUGUGAUUUGACUCUUAAGCCGCGUUCAGACCAAACGCGACCAGGUCGCGUCGCGUUGGUCGGUCAGGUCGCGUCGCGUGGUGCUCUGGUGUGUUCACACCGGGUCCAAAGUUGCAGUCGCAGGUCGCGGCUGGUCGCCGGUGACGUCAUCCAUGUCACUAGCUCAGUUUUCAGUUCAUCAGUGCUGCCGCAUUUCUGUACAUCCGCAGUAGACGCCGCCGGCGUUUAUGGGUGCAUGAAACCAUCCGGAGGAGGACGGAGCUGGGUGAAUUUCACCGCUUGCUCCAGGAACUCCGCCUGGACGACGGCCGCUUCCAGCGGUAUUUCCGUGUGUCGACGGCGCAGUUCGAGGACCUCCUCGCCCAGGUGGGAAGCAGCAUCUCCCGCCUGGACACGAAAUACAGGCGCUCCAUCUCAGCUUCGGAGCGCCUGUCUAUCUGUCUGUCCCUCAUAUAAACGUCUCUAAGCCCCUUCCACCGCUUGCGGCACACAUCCACUGCAAAGACACACACACACAUACGUUGAAACAUGUAGCCUAGCAAGCAGGGGCAGUUAGCUGGGUGGUAGCUAACGGAUGUGAUUAACUGCUCCUCCAUUGUGAUUCUUCUUCUCCUCUUCCUUGUUUCGCCGGUUUGUUGACGUCAGCAGAGCCCUGAUUGGCUGUCGCGGCACGAAGUCGCUCCCAAAGUUCAAAUAUUUGAACUUUGGGAGCGACGCGACUUGGCGUCCUGCGACCUCGGCGACGCGACCUCGGGGACGCGACUGGUCGCCCGGUCGCGCAUGGUCGCGUCGCAGGAAGCCGGCGGUCGCCAAGUCGCGUCAGGUCGCGGCUGGCCAUAGACUUUGCAUUGGGAGCCGUCGCCAAGUCGCGUCAGGUCGCGGCUGGUCUGAACGCGGCUUUAGAGUUUCAAUCCAUUAAUUCACACAUUUUUCCUCUUCUGCAUGUUUUUCUUCUCAGGUGGAUCAGGGCCUGCAGACAGGACUGACUCCAGGCAUGAAGCUGGAGGUGUGUGUGCGCUCAGAGACUGACAGUCCUUACUGGGUGGCGAGUAUCAUCACCACAUGUGGCCAACUGCUGCUCCUGCGCUAUGAGGGUUACCAGGACGACCGGCGUGCGGACUUCUGGUGCGACAUCAUGACAGCAGACCUCCACCCCUUGGGCUGGAGCCGCCAGAAUGGGAAGACUAUGAGGGCCCCUGAAGGUGAGGCAUGGCUGGUGGUGAUUAACAACAGUGAUGUGAAAGUUUUUCAGGACGCUCUACAAACUGUGAGUUUGUAGAGCCUCUAAAAAUCAUGUUUUUCUUGUUUUUUUAUAUGUUCUUAUGGCAUUUUUCUGAUGCCUCAGGACAUAUGAGAAAACUAAAUGCGAAAUUGCUUUUCUGAGUAUUUCAUCAUUCAAAUUGCUGUGAAUCUCUGGCAGACCCAAACGGCAGGUUCAGAAACAGUGAGAUUUCAUAUGUAACAAAUCCAAGCUCCGCCCCUAAUUAUGAUAUUAGCUUUCAUCAUGUCCCUAAAGACAUUAGUGUCCGAAAGUUGAAAAGCUCCUAUGUUACCUGCCACUUCUACUACACCAGCAAUGUUAGGCUGCAAGCUAACGUGAAGAGGAGUUUGCAGACUAGCGCUGUCUCUGCCCACAACUCAGAGGCGAAUUGCUAGUGAGCUACUGGAGCUCUGCAGAAGAAAAGCUGUUGAAAAUGACACAGGUGAUGCGAUUUUAGGCAAAAACUUCAUAAUCACAAUUUAAAGAUCACUGAGAACACUUUAAGUAGAAAAAAAAUGAUUGGAUUGGGACUUUAAGAGUGCUAAAAGGUAACUAAACAGUAUAAUCAAACACUGUUAAGUUAUUUAAUCGUUUUGUCUAAAACCAGCAAAAGCUUAACAGUAAAUAAUAAACCCCAAAAACAUCCCACAGUUGCCCGUCUUGUUAUUUUCAAUAUUAGGAUUUGGCAUCUGGCUUUUUUACUUGUUGAAACAAAGAAAUAUUGUGAAAUAAAUACCGAAGUUAGUAGACGACUAUAUAAGUCUCUUUGGAAUCUGAAAUCUACCUGAAACAUAAACUAAUACAACUCAAUAAUGUUGAUGUUUUAAAGACAUACCUGUGUUAAUAACAGUUGACACUGUAAUCAGACCUGUCAGAAGGCAUUUGUGUCUGUGUGAUCCUGAGCCCACCUAGUUGUAAAAUAAACACUGUGUUUGUGUCAUAUCACCCCUCAGGUGUGCGUGAGAAACAUCAGGACUGGGAGACUUUGUUGGGGAAGGCCCUGGCCGAGGAGUGCAGUGCGCCUGCCAACCUGCUGGAAUUGGUAAGGCGGAGGAACAGAGCAGCUGUCCUGUCAGAAACUCUUCACAUCCUGGGUGGGGCAGGUUUCUGACUGUGCCAAGAAUAACCUUCUCUUUACAACAACUUUAAAAACACACUAUCUAGUCAAAUGGAUUGUUUAGACUCCAAGAAAAUCAAGUCAGACUUUCUCCUUUGCUGCUAAAGCAGUGAGGCAGGUUUGAAGUUCACAGCUGGAAAACUCCACAUUGACAGUUUAUACCCUCAGGUGAUCAGAGUCAUCAACAGUUACUCUGCAGAUUUUACUCAUGCAAGCGCUGUACAACUGUCAUGUUAUGUGUAAGUAAGGGCUUAGUUCGUAUGCUAUGCCUCUUUGAAAUGCCACAGGACAGGAUAAAGUAUCAUACUGUAAAUGUCAAUUAGAAUAAAUAUGAAGUAAACUGGAUAAGAUUUUACAUCUUUUAUCAGGUCUUGUUUGUGCACCGGGCGUGAAGUCCCAAGUCUGCCAAAGCCAGGACUCUGAUCUUUUGUCUACAGCACAGAGGCUGGGCUGCUGAGAGCAAAUUGGUCUGUGAAAUUCUUUACAGCCAUUAGUUAGCUCUCUGUGACUGUGCUUCACUUCUGCAUUUAGUCAUGCAGUACAUUCUCUCCCUUCACAAAUUCCUUGCCUUGCCUAGGUGUGUGUCCAUUUGUGUUUGUGCUAGAGUGUGUGCUUUUCACUUCUAAUUUACCACCUCUAACCCCCCACCCACCCCUGCAGCCGCAGCGCGGUAGAGACCCAGUGGAGCUCCUGUCUGCGGGCUGCUAUGUGGAGCUUCAGGACAGUGAAGAUCCGGGGCUGGCCUGGGCUGCUGAGGUGGAGGAGAACAUAGGAGGAAGGCUGAAGCUGCGCCUUCUAGGCACAGAGGGCCUGCCGGACACACAAGCAACCCUCUGGCUCUUUUACCUACACCCACGCCUCCACCCACCCGGCUGGGCUAAAGAGCAAGGCUGCACCCUCAGGCCUCCAUCAGGUCAGUGGCAUUGACAUAGGUCAAAUUUUAUUUAUAGAAACAAAAAGAGAGGAUGAUUUAUGGAUUUCAAGAAUGGCUACCAAAGCAGGCAGGAGUUAUAUUAUCAGAUGGGAGAGCACAUUAAGAAUUCAUAUUGAAACCAGGGACUGUAUGCAUGUCAAAUGAUACGGUUAAAUUUAAGAGUCAUGCAUUUAUCUUUACUGUAUGUAAAGAGAGGCUACAUCAGCCCCUAAUGUUUUAUUACUGACAACAUACUCGUGUUUAUUUCAAUUUGUUGCAUUAAAUCUGUCAUUUUUCCCCAUUUGUCACAUUAUCUGACUGAUAUUAACAUUUUUCAAUAUGAAGACGACUGCGCAGUGAUAAAACAUAAGGGGUAAAUAUUCAAAUCAUGAUGGUGUGCCACCAGACCUUGAAAUUGAUUUUCUGCGGAGGCCCAGAAAGAUUAUUGUUUUCAGAAACAAUGAUCUCGUGUUCCUCAAAGCAGUUUAUAUGUGAAAUGUACGAAGCAUCAGAGGCUGUAUCAGUCCCCCCAACACAGCUGAUCUGAAGCUGCUACAUCUAAAAUACUUAAUAUCAUGCUCUGUGUGUGAGUGUGUGUUUGGUGGUGGGUUUAACUUGCUACUGUGCUUUGCAGGAUUACAACAGAUUGUUUUAAAAAGUUGUUACUCUGUUACUCACCUUCUCACACAAUCACAAACCCCCGUCACUGUUGUCCUCCAGAACCUCUGAGGGCUCUGUGUCCUACAGUGCAUCCAGUUCAGAGUGCUCCUCCUCACCUUCAAGGCCCUCCAUAACCAGAGCUCUUCCUGCCUUGCUAACCUGCUCCACCCCCACACUCCGGCCCGCAGUCUCCACUAUAUCAAAGCUAUCCUUUCCUCUCCAGCUCUCAAAACCUAGCACCAAACCAGGAGCCACAGAGCACUUACCAUUUCCAUUCCCCUAACUCUUGAGCUCUCUUUUGGUCUGACCCGCUAAGAUUCAAAUCACUGAUGGAAACCCACCUUUUCAGAACUGCUUUUCUUUUAUGUUGCUUCUCGUAUUUGUUGUUUUUAUUGUUAUUAUUUUUGUUGACCUCGUGCCCUAGUUGUCAAAAAAGCUGUUGUAGCUCCUCCACCACUGUUUUUUUUAUUUGUUUGUUUCAGACCUGUUGGCCCUGCGGACAGAGGGAGAGUGGGAGGAGGUAAAACAGAGGAUCUGUGACCUGCCUCAGGAUGAAGCUCUGACUGCAGAGUUUAAUAAGGUACUGCCAACCCUUCUUUUAAGCUCUGACUGACCCAACCAUGUCUCUUUUUCUAGCCAAUUAAGCUUUUGAUAACAAGCAUAGACCAAAAGUUGCGCAAUUCUCCUUUAAACUGGGUGCUGUGGCUUUUAUCAGGGGCUGAGCUUUUGAAGAUGAUUCUGUUUGUGUGUUUGUUAAAGGAUCCGCCUACCGUCAUCGCUCAUUGUUUUAAGGAAGGUAUGAAACUGGAGGCUGUUGACCCUGCUGCCCCUAUUUCCAUCAAACCUGCCACUGUCACCAAGGUAACAGACUUCAUAUCAAAUCUGCCUCUGCUGUGCUGCAGUGUUUUUUCCAUUCAUGCUUUACAUCAUUGUCACAUUGUCUUUACUCUGCUAACCAGUGUUGAGUUGUGUCUUAACCAACUAAAAUGAGUCCUUUUUCAUCAAACAGUCUGGUAGAUGUCUUCUUUUAAGGAUACUGUCUGCAUGAUUUAAACCAGAUACUAAAAGUUUUUAUAGCUGUCGUUUUUAAUGUCUGUAAGUGAUGGAAAAACUAACCUCUUCUCCUCAGGUGUUCAACGAGCAGUACUUCCUGGUGACAUUGGACAAUCUUUGUAGUGUAGAGGAGUCUGAAAAAGCUGGAAGGUCUUUUCUGUGCCACAGAGACAGUCCAGGAAUCUUCCCUACGCAGUGGAGCCUCAAAAAUGGACUGUCUCUCAGCCCCCCACCAGGUCUGCUCUGAUGUUCCUAGAUAACAAAUGAAUGGCUUAGUAAUAUCACAAUUUGUUGCAGUGUUUAAAUAACUCAGACUGCCUUGCUUGUUUGCUCGCAUUCAUCUCCUACAGGAUACCAGGGUUCAGACUUUGACUGGGCAGAUUACCUGAAGCAAUGUGAGGCGGAGGCAGCUCCUCAGCAUUGCUUCCCAUCUGUGAGUCAACCCUCAAUUUACUCCCUCUUAUUACUAGUUUCACUCUACUCUGGAGACAGGGCUAUUUCACGUCUUCAUCAAAAACACACAUCCAGAUGCUACCAGAACCCAAAAAUGUAUCUAUGAUUUCAAAAAGGCUAAUAUUUGACUCCCAGAGAAUUUUGUGCUCUCAGUUGGACAUUGCCCACUUAUUGUGAAAGUUGAUUUUAGGAGAUGCCCCCAGAAGGAUAACCUUGAUCCCCUUAUUGUUUUUACUGUAUUGUUACAUCCUCCUAUCAAAAGUAGAUUUUUCCUAUUUUCCAAUGUUGUCAAAUGCCGUUAAAGUACCAUGUGCCCAACCCCCACCGAGUAAACAGCCAGCCCCCUGAGAUUUUUCUUAGAUUUUAAUUUUAUAAUGGACAAAAAUCACAAAAUGGCUACCCCUUACUGUUUCUUUUCCAGGAGCAGUGUGACAGCUGCUUCAUAAAGGCCAUGAAACUGGAGGCUGUCAACCCCCUGUCACCUGAGAACAUCCACGUGGCCACGGUCACCAAGGUGAAAGGGCAAUAUAUUUGGCUGAGCCUGGAAGGUAAGAUAAGGAAAUGUAGAAAGUGUUGUUUUAGAAGAGUGAAGUUCAAAAUUAGUGUGUUUGAUUUCCACCAUGUUAACUGCGGUACCAUCUAAAGCAGUACUGUGUAAACUACAUACAUUAACUGAAGGUCUGGGGGUCCUAACAGUAUCUCAUGGGAUCUAAAAAGUCAAGGUUUUUAUACUUUAAGGUCUUAAAAUGUCUUGAAAGGCCUUAUUUUCUCAUGUGAGGGGUCUUACUUUUUAAAUGGCUCUUUGACCAAUAUGCUAAAUACUUCUAUCAAAACUACACAGUCUUGUUUACAUGACUGUUUACCAUGUUAAUACUGAUCCCUGAUAUGUUAAGUUCGCUCUGUGUAUAGUAAGCGUUUAUUUUGAUAGUAAACAAUGGUGUGGUUUUCUCUUUUCCUGUCUCGACUUGUCAUGUUUGUAGAUGACUGAAUGCACUUCAGCUGAAUUUUAGUUAGGGAGAAUAAAAAACCAUAGUCACAGGUUGAACUUUAACCACAGUGCACUGCCAGAAGAAAACACUCCAAAAACAGUAACACUUGCUUCACUGAGUAACUCAACAUGAAUAAUGCAUAAAUUCACUGCUAAACUACACCUUAUUGAUUUGUUAUGUUGGCAAAACAAGCUAGCUGAAGCUUACUUUGUGACAUUUUCUGAAUGAGUGGUGGAGAGUAACAAAGUUGAGCCCACUCAAGUACCCUACGCUUUUAAGUAGUCCUCAUGUUUUAUACUUUUUACAUUAAACUUAUAGACAUACCUUUCAGAUUCAGAUCACUACUGAAAAAUAUGAUUAAUAAAUUAUGAUAUUGUGUCAAUAUGUUCUUAUUUAAGUGCAGGAAGACUUCACGGGUUUCCCAGAAAUUAAUAAAUAAAUAAAACUGAGCUGACUUUAUUGAAUUCUAAUUGACUCCAACUUUGUCUGCUGCAAAAAUAAAGUGACAUACACCUGCUAAUACAUUAAAAUUACAAUGAAUAAUUAAGUAUUCAAUAAAUAUCCCCAAGUGAGCUAUUAUGAAAAUGGGUUAUCUGUUUUUUUCUCUAGGAGGAUGUCCUCAGCAGUUAUUAUUGUAUCUUAAAAAUUUUCACUCACAAGUAUUUUCCUCUGACUUUAAUUCUUGGUAAUGGUUGGUAAGAAAAACAAUGAUUGGAGGAUGACUUUCAAGAAAUGUAAAAGAGCUUUGUAACUUGGGAUACAUAGUUUAAUAAUAUUGUUUUACAUGAAUAGUGGUCUUAAAUUGCCACAACUUGUGUACAUUGGCAUUGUUCUGCUAUCACUUUUUUUCUUUAAACACACCAAGAGAAGAUGUGAAGCAUAGUGUCAGUGAUAUCAGUUCCUGUUGGAUUUUAUUUAGCGCCUCACUACAUCAGGUUAAAACUGGACUACGUUAGCUAUACCACUGCUCUCAGUUUCUCAUAAUGACCUUUUAAUCUGACUGUAAGUGAAUGUUUGAACAGGACUGAAGCAGCCAUUGCCAGAGCUGAUAGUUCAUAUGGACUCUCUGGACAUCUUCCCAGUCAGCUGGUGUGAGACUAAUGGCUAUCCACUCGUCUACCCCAUUAAACCCUCAGGUACACAACAUGAGUCAUCAUCAUGGAUUUUUUACACAUCUACCCUAACAAGACUGUUACCGAUGCUGGUACAUAAUACAGGAUGUUUCUCUAAGCUCUGAAAUAGAUGAUUAUAUAAAAAUGAUCUCACAUUAGUCUUGACUUCUCUUUCAGUUGAGAAAGAGAGGAAGGUUGCUGUGGUCCAGCCUGAAAAGCAGUGAGUACAUAGAAAAGAAAAGGAUGUUCAUUGGUUUGAAUGGGUAGAGUUGGAUUCCUUUUAAAUGUCUGAUUUUUUUUUUUUCACCACCCCACAGCCGAACGCCACCUAAGUCAUUGUCACCUGACGCUGUCAAGCAGCAAAUGGCCACCCAGUCAGAGACAGGUGAGUGGUUUGUUUAAGGUGUCAGUGACGGGCUCUGUUGUGUGAUACAUCAGGUUUAAUGACAGUCCUCGUGUUUUGUGGUAUGUCUCAUCAUAUGUUUGUGUUCAUGUGCAGGACAAGGAAAUGGAAAAUACUGCUGUCCUAAGAUCUAUUUCAACCACCGCUGCUUCUCUGGGCCCUACCUUAACAAAGGACGCAUCGCAGAGCUGCCUCAGUUCAUAGGCCCUGGCAACUGUGUCCUGGUUCUCAAGGAGGUGAGAGAGGCCAGCGCCAUUAUUUUCUGUAAAACGUCACACCAUAGCUCAAUCCUGAAACACAAAUACACAUGUUGUCGGUGACAAGUUUAGACUUAGCUCUUUGCCGUGGUAGUUGUAGGACUAUGUGGGGCAAUGUGGAUCAUUAAAUCUGCUAAAUGUAGAUGGAUUGCUGAGGAAUUUGUUUCAGGCGGUUGGAGUUCAUAGAGAAGUCUUUUUAAACCAUGAGGAACAAUUCUCUGAACUCAUUUAAACUUCAUUUGUGACCAAAUGCCUACAAACAUAACAGUGUCAAGCCAAUUUUGGCAUCCCUAUAUGCUAAACUGAAGGGUAAUAUUGGAAAGAUGGUGUGCUCUCAGGUCAACGGUGUUAGCAUUACCACUGAGUGUAAUUAGCAUGCUUAUGAUAACAUUUAAGUUUGAAGCAAUAACGCCUCAGAUUGGAUGACUCCCUCUCUUAUAAAUGUUCAACCAGUAGUAGCUUUGAAUCUGUGUCAUGUCAUGGGGUUAAUAGCACUCUUUCUGUGGUCUGUAAUGUCAUUUUUACAGUGACACAAUGUCCCUAUUUGAUAAGCACACGAUGCAGAGGCAGUCAAGGUCUGCUUAUCUACUGCCAAUAAGUAGUUACAUGUAAAUCCUAUUAAAAAGCAUGUCUCAAAAUGAAAUAUUUGAUUAUUCAUAUGAAAAAAGAUAAUUUAGCCUCAUAAAACCAACCCCUCUAGCCUCAGGUAACCUGUAAGUGUUGCAAUUCUCUGCUUGUCUAUUAUCCAGGUAUUAACUCUGCUGAUAAACUCGGCCUACAAGCCGAGCCGCGUGCUGAGGGAGCUGCAGCUGGACCAGGAGAGCCGCUGGCAAGGCCAUGGAGAGACACUCAAAGCCAAGUAAGGGGGUAACACCACUAAAUCCUCAGCUCAAAAUUCUCUGCUCUGAGUAGAAGGGUUUACAGCCUACCUAUUUUGGGACACAAACUGGAAUCAACAAGUACUUAAUUACAACAAAGUGCAGUUAAUAUCACCCAUACAGGUAACCCAAUACUUCAGUGGACCAGCAAUGUAGUUAACCUCAUCUGGCUUAUUUCAGAGAGCAACAUUGCUGCUAGUGUUGUGUCGUUUGCGAACGAUUCGUUCAAAAGAAUCGACUCUUUUAAGUGAACAUACUGAACCGAAUCACCUCCUCCAGUGAUUCACUCGUUUCUCACUCCAGUUAAGCUGAAGUGAGAAACAUCAUUGCCAUGCCAGCGGCCGGCGAACGAGGGACCACAUGCACCAACGCCUGAAUCACUUGGUGAACGAAUCACGCAUUGAGCUACACUCUCUGGAAUCAUUUUGCCAGACAAAACUACCCUUUUUUUUUUUUUUUACUGCUAAAUUGCCACCACAACAACUUGCAUACAAUAGGACACAGCAUGUAACAAGUAGUUCAUUAAACCUGCAGCAUCCUAUCAUUGCAGCGGUUUGCGAGGGAACGGUGCAUGUUCAGUGUGAAUUCUUCUAAACGUUCAUUGAACGAAAAUCACUCACUGACCCUAAUUUACCGAGCAGACCUGAUAAAUAGCAUACCAUAGGACAGUACACUUAAACGUCAUGACUAUACAAACUAGUUCAUUUGAACAAACUUGUUUGCCAAAGCAACACAGCCAAACACUCUUGUCUCUCAGUCCAAGAAGUGAUGAAAUGAACUGAAUCCUGGAACUUUCAGCUGUUUAUCAGUUCAGGAGGUCGGAGUCGCAGGCUUCUCCUGCUAUAUGAUUUGGUGAAUGAAUCUUUUGAACGAUUCUUUUCAGUGAACUGAUUCUAGUGAUUCAGUACAUCUAAAAGUGCCCAUCACUAAUUGCUGCUUUUUGCUACCUUGAUAGAUAAAACACAUACAUAAUGAGAGUCCCGAGGAGGAGAGAUGUUUUUUUUAUUUUUCCUAAAAUCUACCUGUAUUGCUGUCAACUUAAACUCGGGUUGAAAUAUUAGAAAAAUAACACUUUUUAUUUACUUUGUCACCCUCAUUGUCAGGUACAAGGGAAAAAGUUACCGGGCUACGGUGGAAAUAGUCCGCACUGCAGACCGUGUGGCAGACUUCUGCAGAAAAACCUGCAUCAAGCUGGAGUGCUGCCCGAACCUGUUUGGACCUCGCAUGGUUCUCGACCGCUGCUCGGAGAACUGCUCAGUCCUCACCAAGACCAAAUACAGUAGGUGGUUUACAAAAUAAGCUACUGCUGGCUGUGGAGGCUUCAAAUGAUUCAUGAAAUGAUCUUAGGCAGCUGCUUUCUUAUCAAAGGGGGCUGUUAACACAACCUCUAAUGCUAUGAUUCAUAACAGUCACAGCAUUGAGAUCUGCACACUUGAUGCCAGAUGUGACCUUAAUUCUAGACACUAUUCAAACUUGCUCCCUUUUAACAUUAAGCUUGUUCAUUUCUUCUUAUGAUUUGAGCCAGCCCUGUUAGAAAAUUAUCAAGGAGUGCAUAAGUGUUCCCCUCUGAAUGAAGAUUUCUUUUUUUUUUUUUUUUUGGUAAAGUAGGGUGGGGAGAUUAGAGUCUCCACAGGAAGUAAGCAAACUGGACUUAAUCUCCAGCAUAAAGUCACAGAUUUGGAGAUAUGUUUACAUGCUGCCACAUUACAGCUUUGAGAUUAAGAAACUGAUGCAAUUUUAGAGCAACAGAAACUAGUGAUGCACGAUAUGAAAAAUUUCAACCGAUAAACGAUAAUUUUCUUCUUCUCACGGCCGAUACCGAUACCGAUAACCGAUAAAUUCAUAUUUUUACAUUUAUUAUAAUCUUCAUAUAAUCUGCAGUUUGUGCAGGAUGCAGCGAUUGAAAACUGAUAUUUUUGUUGCUCUCGCCUAUCUAGAACAACAAACAAAAGUUUUUGGCUCUUCAAAUGUGGUCAUUUGCUAUAAAUAACAAUAACAGAGCAAAAAGCAGAACUUCAUUUGAUCCCCUGAACUGUUCAACAGAACUGUAAACUGUAAAGGAGCCAUUAUGAGCCGUUAGGCUUAGCAUGCUGACCGGACUAACAUCUGACGUCCAUAUGUUUGUGGUAAAACUCACGUACAGUCCGUUCUUGUCGAUCAGGUUGUGAAUGUAUGUGGCGACAAUAUCAUAGAGUGCAGGAAGAGACACAUCCGAGAAGAAGCGGCGGCUUGGGAGAGUGUAACGUGGCUCCAAGUGUGCUAUGAACUUACGAAAACCCGGGUUCUCAACGACGGAAAAAGGCUGGUCGUCGACCGCUAUGAAUUCCAUCACUUUGUCGUUAAUGGCUUUAGCCUUUUCGCUGUCUCUUGAGAAGCUUUUGCAGUUUUCAAACGCCUGCUGAAUGGGGACAGAUUCGUUGUGUUAAAACUUGACGUCUUCUUUCCUCCUCUUGAAAUCCUCGCUGAACAGGUUUUGCAUAUAGCAAUGCUGUUGUCAUUUUCUGCCACUGAGAGAAACGACCAUGCUGGUGAAGACAUUUUAUUAUCUGUCAGGCAGUGACGGGGUCAGGCUUGGGACCUGCGAGUAAGGCUUGAUAGACGACGUGACCAGCACGUCUCGGACGGGCGGAUACUCCGCCUGCAAACGUUACUCGUAAUUUCAUUAAUAUAUCGGAUCUUUCUAUCGGAAAAAUGCACCUAUCGGACCGAUAAAAAAUGACGUAAUUUCCCCCCAAAUCGGCCGAUAUUUUAUCGGUCCGAUAAAUAUCGUGCAUCCCUAACAGAAACUGAUUACACUUUCUCUUUUAUUCCUUGUGUGUCCAGUGCUGAUGACAGCCCAUAUCCUCCUCACACUACUCCUUACAGGCUAUUUGUCAAUGCUUCUUACUUGUGGAGGAUCAUAAACACUUCAUAAGAUUGAUCUAAUUUCCAUCCAUCUCAGUGAUUUCAUUCGUAUAUGUAGUUUCCUAGACAUGUGAAAUGUAACAUUACCCACCGAGCCUGUUGUCUUUUCGUCAGCCUACUACUAUGGGAAGAAGAAGAGUAAACGAGUGGGCCGUCCACCUGGUGGACACUCCAACCUAGAGGGAGGAGUUAAGAGAAGAGGAAGGAGGAGGAAGAGGAGGAAGCAGCUCUUUGUGCACAAGAAAAGACGUUCUUCAGCAUCAGUGGACAACACACCUGCUGGAUCUCCUCAGGUAAUACACUCAUACACUCUUCCAUUAAUAAUAAUAAUAAUAAUGCCAAAAACCUCUUGAAUCUGCGCUGAUGGAGGUAACCAUUGGCUCACAGGGUAGUGGAGAAGAAGAAGAUCUUGAUGAAGACGACUCUCUGAGUGAAGACUCCGGCUCAGAGUUGCAGGAUGACCUCCAGGAUGAUUCCGAACAAUCAUUUGGGAAGUCUCAGCCCACCACACCAUCGCCCUCCCCACCAGCAACACCUAGGCCCACCCGCAGGCGCCGGAAACCCCGCUCACCUUCAUUCUCUGAUGAUGAGAACAGACCUCCAUCACCCAAGGUGAGACAAAUCACAAAGGGUGUAAAAUUACUUUGUACGAGAUGAUGGAAAAAAGGUGUUGAUAACUACUAGAAGAUACUCAGCUUGUGGAUUUUAUUGUAGAUACGGACUGGGAAGGUUUAUGAAAUAUUCUCUUAUACACCACUGGUAUAUAUUUUUAGUCCUGCCUUUUCCUUCAGAAAAUACUGCCUCUCUAUGUCUGCUCAAGUCCUAAAAGAUUUCAAACAAUGUAUUCACUGUGACCUGAACUCGCUCUAAACAGCUUACAAGGGAACAAACAAGAUACAAGUAUUGUGUUUUUGCCUGAAAUAUUUGUGUGAUAACCCCUCUGCUCAGCAUAAUUUCUAAGGUUUUAAAUAAGUUGUGUGUCUUUCCACUUCAGCCCUGAGAUCUCUCACAGUCUCUGUCUGACUCACCCUGUCUGUGUGUUUAUAGACCUCAAAGACUGAGCCCCCUCAGAAGUUGUGUUUGGACACCAGCCCCCUGGAGUGGAGUGUGACUGAUGUGGUUCGCUUCAUCAGGACCACCGACUGUGCACCUCUUGCACGGAUUUUCUUGGAUCAAGUAAGAAAUACUCACAUGCUCGAUAACCACUCCUGCUCUUCUUGUCUAACGUAAGAGGUGUAUCUGUAUACUGUACAGUUGUUUUGUUUCCAGGGUCACUAAUUCAAAACAUUUCAUAUCUGAUCGUAGAAGCUUUCUUAUAUGAAUUUGUCUUCAUAGGAGAUUGACGGGCAGGCGCUGCUGCUGUUGAACCUCCCCACAGUGCAGGAGUGUAUGGACCUGAAGCUGGGACCAGCCAUUAAGCUUUGUCACCACAUUGAAAGAGUCAAGCUGGCUUUUUAUCAACAGUUUGCCACGUAG